AUGGUCAUCAAAAUUGCACAACCACCAGAACAAAAAAGCAAUUCCCCUUAUAACUACCCCAAUUUCUCACGGUAUGAAUAUCCGAGAGAUGACGAAAAAUACGCCGAACAUCAUUGGCUAUUCCCACACUGGGAUGACGAAAUGGACGAGUUCGCCACACCCGGAGGUAAUCUCCGAAGCUCUCACUAUACUCGGGGUAUUGGAAAAGACCGACAAUCGGAACAAGAAUAUGAUUAUUUCAGCCAAAAUGAUUCCUCCUCCUCAAACGAAGACACCUCCGAUGAUUAUUCAACAUCAAUCCAAUCUGAAGUUGAGGAAGAGCAGAAAAAUGACGAAGAAGGACUUGUUCUUUGCGAAGAGCUGUCCGAUGGAAUCGACUCGUGUCGUCGAGACCAAAAAUCCGAUUAUGAUCGAUUCCGUACACAUCUCUCUUCAUUAUCACUCGAACUCCGUGCGCUCCAACAAGAGAUUGAAGCAGCCGAGGCCGCGUGUUUAAAUAAGACUUGGAAUGUCUCUGUAUCCGAUCAAUCAAGUGAAAUAAUAACUGAUUCGGAGUCUUCAGUUAUCGCUAGAUCACCUGUACCUUCGGUUUCAGCAUUUGGAAUUGCUAGAAGUUUAUCACCAAUAAAUAUUGUGGAAUCUCCAUCUCUUCCAACCAAUCAUAAUAGACGUUUGAUUGCUUCAUCUACAACGCCAUCGGCAAUAGCAAUGGCAAGGCAUUCAAAAAGAUCCGUUGCAUCAUCCCCUCCGCGAGACGAUGAAUUUUCACCCUCAUCAUCACCAAAACCAUCACAGCCCUAUUUCUCUUUUCAUCGCAUAAGUACACCACCUAAUAAUAGUAAUGCGAACACCACCAGCUCACAAAAUCAUAUACGUUGCUCAAUACCGGAAGAUAAUUGGACAUCAGAUUGUAGUAUUCGCGAAAUACCAUGUUAA
This is a messenger RNA of Ambispora leptoticha, 936 nucleotides long. The record is from the annotation of a GenBank genome assembly. NCBI's taxonomy places the organism in Eukaryota, Fungi, Glomeromycota, Glomeromycetes, Archaeosporales, Ambisporaceae.